Molecule: messenger RNA, 1320 nt
Organism: Photinus pyralis (common eastern firefly)
Lineage: Eukaryota; Metazoa; Arthropoda; Insecta; Coleoptera; Lampyridae
Product: angio-associated migratory cell protein-like
Exons: 1
Coding region: 113-1234 (373 amino acids)
Molecular function (GO): protein binding
Source: RefSeq, a predicted model, not a curated record
CUGUUUGAUAUGAACCUCCUCAAGCACGUUGUUUUUGGUUAAUUAGCAAUUAAUUCAUUUUUUACUCAUUUUAUAGUCUUAAUUAAUUUUAAAUCAUUUGGAAUUUAAUACGAUGGAAGAACCUAACGAAACUUUUGACGACAUAGAAGUGGUCUAUUUAGAUGAACUCGAAGAAAUUGAUGAUAUUGAUCUAAAUGAGGAUGCUCAGGAUGAAGGGGAUUAUGCACAAGCAAUUGAUUUAGCGCACUUAACGUUUUCGAAGCAUCCAACCUCAGUCUUUACAGGAGCGUUUAGCAGAAGCGGGACAUUAGCGGUUACCGGUGGUGAAGAUGACAUGGGUUACGUUUGGUCCACAGAAACCGGCGAAGUCCUUUUGGAAUGCACCGGGCAUAAGGAUUCAGUAGUUGAAGCUAGUUUUAAUUUUAAUGACCAAUUUGUCGCCACUGGUGACAUGAGUGGAUUAAUACAAGUUUGGGAUGUUCAUAAUAAGAAACUGGUUUGGUGCUACGAAGGAGAUGACAUGGAGUGGCUACUAUGGCAUCACAUGGCUAAUGUUCUUAUAGCAGGCUGUCAGUCUGGAGAUAUCUACGUGUGGCAAAUUCCGCAGGGAAAUUGUAAGGUGCUGCCAUCACACGGGACAUCUACACAUAGUGGCAAAAUACUAGCAGAUGGCAAACGAUUGUUAGCCGGUUAUGGCGAUGGCCAAUUACGUUUGUGGGAUUUAAAAAGUGGCGAAAUGUCAUGGCAAUUAACUGCGAAUAUUCCUUUGUUGGCAAUUACAUCUCUAGACAUUACGGAUGAUGCAAACUUGUGUAUCGUGGCCCCUUCUGCACAACUGUUUAAAGUAGCAGAUGGUACCCAAACUGCGUCGUAUCUUACUGCUGACGAAACCGAAGUGGAGGUGGUUGCUUUUAACACUGAGUCAGGAUUGCUAGCCACUGGUGCAAUAUCAGGCAAACUGUGCGUUUGGGACUAUAAAAAAAAUAAUCUAAGACACGAAACAAAGUUUGAUACUUCUAUAACCACAAUUAAAUGGGGAGUCGAUGAUAAAAUGUUUGUUGGUUGUACAGAUGGUUGUAUUUAUGUUUGUGAUACACGAUCUGGUACUUUAGUUGAAGUUUUAACAGGUCAUAAUGCAAACAUUUUAAGUUUAUCAUUAACGAAGGAUUGUACUGAUCUUCUUAGUACAUCCGAUGAUGGAACUGCUAAAAUUUUUAAAACAAAAAGUAGUUAAAUAUUUUUAUUAGCGAUAAUUCAAUGGAAGUAACCAUUUGUGUACAUAUGUAAUUAUUUUUUAAUAAAUACUAUCGGCUUAAUCAA